Drosophila melanogaster (fruit fly) is the source of this 3543-nucleotide messenger RNA. RefSeq names its product lodestar (gene lds). The coding region runs from base 99 to 3284 and encodes 1061 amino acids. The record is from RefSeq and is marked reviewed. The transcript is spliced from 5 exons. Gene Ontology annotation, molecular function: hydrolase activity; ATP hydrolysis activity; ATP-dependent activity, acting on DNA. Gene Ontology annotation, cellular component: nucleus; cytoplasm. NCBI's taxonomy places the organism in Eukaryota, Metazoa, Arthropoda, Insecta, Diptera, Drosophilidae. Gene Ontology annotation, biological process: DNA-templated transcription termination; chromatin remodeling.
CGAUAGUUUGUGGCAUUGUUUUGAUCAGGUGGCAUCUCCAUUCUGAAAUAAAUGGCGCUGAUUUACAAGCAUUUUUUGUAAAAUACCUAUAGCUAAAAAUGUCCAGUGAAAACAGCGAGUAUUAUAGUGACAAGGAGGAAGACUCGGUGGUCAACAACUCCAGUUUAGGCCGAUCAAGGAAAUCCUCGCGGCUCAGCAAAUCGUCGCGACUCAGCAAAUCCUCGCGCCCCAGCAGCGCUGGCGUGGUUAUAGAUGAAACGCAAUCAGAGGAGGAAGAGUCCCAGUCGAGUGAGACUGCGGAAUCCGAAAAGUCCGAUGAGUCCGACAACUCGCAAAAUUCCCAGGAGUCAGAAGACUCUGAGGACGACAGCGUUCGUCCGUCCGCUAGGAACACUAAGAGGAAGCCCUUGGGAAUCCCCUCCGAUAGCGAGGAUGAGGAGGACGAGCUGGAACAGCGCGCUUUGUCACCCAGCACCCGCAUGAGCAUCACUGGAGUGCGGCCUCAGGAUCUCAGCGAUGACGACAGCGAGAUCGAGUACAGCGAUGAAGUGCAGGAGGGACCCACGGAGGCACCCACUGCCGAAGCGGUCGUGCCGCGCUACACCACACAGUUUGCUGGUAAUAUACAGAACGACCUCCAUUCGACGAUUGGCGCUGCGGAUUCUGAGGUCUUGGACGACUCCAGUGGCAGUGAUGUGCUCAUACUCAGCAACAAGGAGACACCUAUUGAGAUACUAUCCAGCACAGACGACGAUGCCACCACCAAUAAGGAAAACAUGUCCGGCCCGCCGUUUGAACGCCCAUCAAAGUCUUUGUCGCCCAGAAGCAGUGCUGGCGCUUCGGUGGUCAAGACAAGCAAGAAUCUCAGUCAGCCAACAAUACAAGCGGUUCUUAAGCAAAAGACAUCUCCUGCCGCUCCACGUCGAUCUCGGAUUAAGAGCGAGGACCAGAAGGUGGUCAGCCAGGUGGUCUACGAUGAGGAGAUGCGUAAGCUGGCCGAAAAGCGCGUUCAGGUAAGCGAUGCGGAGAAGCUCUUCGAGAAAGUGGCCCACAAGCUGCCCGAUAAGGGCAGCCAGAUUAUGAAGCGCAUUGACACCCUGCGCCGUGAGCUCGCAAUGGACGAGCAAUGGAUUAGCGCACUAAGGGUUCAGCAGAGUAAUGUGCCUGCCGUCAGAGUGGUUAAGCCAACACUAAAUCCACCCAGAGCUCCAUCAAUCGAUACUCUUGACUGGGAUGAGUUGUCGGAGGCGGUCAAUGAAAUAAAGCCCGUCUACACGGGUGCCCAAGGAAUGGCCACAUUUAACAACCAGAAGGCACUGACCCUGGAAUCGCUAAAGGACCUCCACGUCUCACUCGAGGACCUUCCUGGACCCGAAGUGCUCGCAGAGGACCCUGUUGGCCUGAAGGUAUCGCUUAUGAACCACCAAAAGCACGCCUUAGCCUGGAUGUCCUGGCGUGAACGUAAACUACCUCGGGGAGGAAUCCUGGCGGACGAUAUGGGUUUGGGCAAGACUCUAACCAUGAUCUCGUCUGUCCUCGCUUGCAAAAAUGGCCAAGAAAUGUCCGAAGGCAAAGAUGAGAGCAGUGACAGCGACAGUGAGGAUGAUAAAAAUAAGAAGCGAAAAAGCGUGACCGGAUGGAAAUCCAAGGGCCGUAAAGAUACGCGUAGGGGCGGCACAUUGGUGGUGUGCCCUGCCAGCUUGCUGCGUCAGUGGGAGAGCGAGGUGGAGUCGAAGGUUUCGCGUCAGAAGCUGACCGUUUGCGUGCACCAUGGCAACAAUCGGGAGACGAAGGGAAAGUACCUUCGAGACUACGAUAUUGUGGUGACAACCUACCAAAUUGUGGCGCGGGAGCACAAGAGCUUGAGUGCUGUGUUUGGUGUCAAGUGGCGGCGGAUCAUUUUGGACGAGGCGCACGUGGUGCGCAAUCAUAAAUCGCAGUCAUCAUUGGCGGUGUGUGAUUUACGUGGCAAAUAUCGUUGGGCAUUGACUGGCACUCCUAUUCAAAACAAGGAACUGGAUGUCUAUGCCCUGCUCAAGUUCUUGCGCUGCUCGCCCUUUGAUGAUUUACACACGUGGAAGAAGUGGAUUGACAACAAGAGUGCUGGAGGGCAAAACCGGCUCAAUCUGCUAAUGAAGUCACUCAUGCUAAGGCGCACCAAAGCACAGUUGCAAUCGGACGGCAAGCUGAACAGCUUGCCCAAUAAAGAGCUGCGCCUGAUCGAGAUCUCGCUGGACAAGGAGGAGAUGAAUGUUUACCAAACUGUAAUGACUUAUUCCAGGACACUGUUCGCUCAGUUUCUCCAUCAGCGCGCCGAGAGAGAAACUGAUUUUAAUUACAGAAGCGAUGCCAAUAAACCAACCUACAAUCAAAUUAAAGAUCCCAAUGGGGCAUAUUACAAAAUGCACGAAAAGUUUGCCAGAAUGGCUGGAAGCAAAAAGGAGGUAAAAUCUCAUGAUAUAUUGGUGUUACUGCUGCGUCUUCGACAAAUUUGCUGUCAUCCUGGCCUUAUUGAUGCGAUGCUGGAUGGAGAGGAAUCCCAGACCAUGGGAGACCACAGUAGUGACAGCGAUACACCCGAAAUCGAUUUGUUGGCCCAGCUCAAUAAACUCGCAAUUACGGACACCUCCACCGACGGUCAGCAAUCGGUUGCCAAUGCAGGUGACGACGGUCCUCCGCUAUUGCCGGAUGAAGCCCGCAUUGCCAAGGCCUCCAAGAAUCUGCUGAAACGCAGCAACCCGGUAUUUAAUCUGCAUCGUCCCUCUUCAAAAAUUAACAUGGUGAUACAAAUCCUUAAGACAUCGAUUCUGAAGAGCUCGGACGACAAGGCCAUAGUAGUAUCUCAGUGGACGUCAGUGUUAGACAUUCUUCGCGACCAUUUGAGUAAGGAUGGUGUGGCGACCUUAUCAUUAAACGGUACCAUUCCGGUUAAAAACCGUCAGGACAUUGUUAAUGAGUUCAACGAUCGCAACAAUCAGAAGCGCGUUCUCUUGCUUUCCCUUACUGCUGGCGGUGUGGGUUUGAACCUGAUUGGUGCCAACCACCUGUUGCUUUUGGAUCUGCACUGGAAUCCUCAGUUGGAGGCUCAGGCCCAGGACCGUAUAUACCGCGUUGGCCAAAAAAAGAACGUGAUCAUUUAUAAGUUCAUGUGCGUGGACACAGUUGAGCAGCGGAUCAAAGGAUUGCAAGAUAAAAAAUUGGAUCUUGCCGAUGGUGUCCUUACAGGCGCCAAAGUUAGCUCUAAACUUACUAUAGAUGACCUUAAAGGUUUGUUUGGAAUGUGAGCUUGCUUUUAACGUUUCGUAUUUUAUCAACUUCCAUACUUAUUUUUUGUCGUUUUGCAAAUGCAUUCCAUAGAUAACCAUUUUAUGUUUAUUUACAGCGAAAUAUUUAUUCAAGAUUAUUGUAAAUUUUGUUUAAUGUUUUCAUUUCUUUGUUUCAAAGCUUUGUAUUAAAAUUAACUAGAAUACCAUUUAAGUUGUUUGGUGAUUUAUAAUGAGUUCCAUUAAAAUUGAAAUGUGUUCUACUAUGUUUUAAUAUCCU